AGCGGACUCGUUUGAUUCUAUACACCCACAGAGCUGUCUUCUAAAAAAAGGGCUGAAAUUAUUUCAAUUUACCGUAUGCUAAGCGUGUUGUGCGUGCUGCGGUGUGCGCUCUCUGCGACUCAUAUCCACCUGAAUGGCGUGAGGGAACGUUUCGGUGGCUCCGUUUCGUCUGAGAGCCGCGCGGACGACCAAACAGGCCUUGCAAGCUCUUCCGCUGAGAUGGACCGCGCGGAGGCGAUCGAGAGCUUCAGCAAUGAGGUUUUCGGCUGCGGAAACAAGCACUUAAAGAAUGUGGAAACGUUGACGGCACUCCCGGAAGGGUUGCAUUCCUUCCCAGAAAUCUGCUUCAUCGGAAAGCCAAAUUGCGGAAAGUCGAGCCUUAUCUCCUGUCUGCUGCAUAACGCACGUCUCGGAAAGGCUGGUGCAACUGGUGGCACGACCCGCCUCCUCCAAUUUUUCAAUGUGGGCGAUGCUCUUCUUCUUGUGGAUACCCCCGGCUACGGCGGAUGGAAAUGGCGAAAACUUGAUGAGCCGCUGGCGGCGAGGGCGAAUGCCUUUUCCAUCUUGUUUCGCUAUCUGGCGCUGCGCAAUGGCAGUAAUUUAAAGCGAGUUUAUUGGCUAAUGGAAGCCAGUGCCCGAUCGCCCGUUUCCUUUCAACCGCGCGACGAAGAGAUAUUGGCGUUUCUCUCGCGCGAGCGCAUUCCUUUCAGUGUAAUUUUGACAAAGAUUGACCGACACUGGCGCCUUUGCGCCGAUCAGCAACGAAAGACGGCAGUCAUCGGCAAAGACGGCCUGGUGCAUCCUGGACACGUUAAACCGAAGGGGUCCAGUUACUGCUGCACAACUCUUCCCGAAGAAGGCGUGGCGCGGAACAUGCGCGAGGUCUUCGGCUUUCUUGGAACGGACACCGUCCCCAUUUUGGGUGUCAGCGCUAAUCGCGAACAGCCUGCCCGCUCGCGCAACAUUGAGAUUUUGCAGCACGACAUUGCGCAUUACUGCACACAGGAUCUGCUGCCCGGCGAGACGCCUACGCUGACAAACCUGCGCAAGCUCAGUUACGCGCCUCCUUCAGCCGACCGCAUUCAAGAAAUACAGCUCCGAUAUCCGGUCGAGUCGUUUGUUGUUCCGCAGAAUAACAAUUUGUCAUUGGCGCGGAUGGUAGAGCAGCACGAGGAGAUGAAAGCGCAUCUUUUAGAGCGUCACGUGUCCGCGGGGAGACUGACCGCCAAGGAAGUCGCGGCCUGUCACCUCGGAAGCGUUGGUGAUGCGGUGCAGGCCAUCGAAGACGAGACCCUGCAGCGCUCCCGUUUGGGCGACGUCAUCCCCUCGACAACUUUUCUCUUCGAGGUGCCCUCACAUUCGGUUGAGCUUUUCGCAGAUGGGAAGGGGAACGCCGUGGAGCUAGCGGGGCAGUUGACGGAGAGUGGGCGUGACACGUGCAGCAACAACACCACCUCGGUAUGGCGUGAGCCCGGCACUUCGAAUACGGUGCGGGAUGCGAUAUCGAUGGUGGAGAAAGGAAAUCGUCCCUUUCGCAUUCGGCCGUCACUCGCCUCAAGGCCAUCUUCUUUGUCAGCGCAAGCGGAGCAAUGGCAUGCCGUGCUGGGUUCUGCGUGGGAAUCACAACGCUCUCCCGUAGAAGUACAUGUCAGUGAUGAAAAAGUGGGGCAAGUCGAGAACGCAGCUGAUACGGCCGUGGAAAGGUCAGAGCCCUCACUGUCUGACGGACCCGUACACCCUGCUUUUCUGUCCGAUGUUACCACCAUUACACCGCCUACCACACCAACGGGGAAUGCGCAUGAGAGAAACGAUAUUUUAUUACAAGAGCGCUCGCCCUCUUCCUUGUCCCUCCCUGCCAUGCUGAACCCACAUGCAAACUACGUCACAGCCAUUGACGGGACACGGAUCCCACGCAGCAUGAUCUCCGUCUCCGUGGAGAAGCUCGCCGUGAACAAAGAAGACGAGUUGACCCACUUCGCCACCAAAUCAGGAGCCGGGGCCUAUGAGGAACUUUUGCUUCUGGACCAGGAGGACGAGGGCACUGCUGAUCCCUUUACUGAGACAGACGGCUUCGCGCGCCUGCCGGAAGUUGUGCAAACCAAAUUGCUGGACACAAAGCAGUGUCGCACCCGUUCCGCAGCUCGGAGGCAAGAAGAGCGUUUUCUGGCCAAGUAUGUAGCGAAGAAACGCAAGGCGAGGUCGAUUUCUAUGCACGCGGAAGGGUACAUGUGCCCUUGGCUGGGCAUCUCAGAGAAGCGCGACGUCGUGCGCGGAGUAGCUGGCAACCAUAACCUGGGCACAGGCGGUGCCGUCAUCCGGGGACUCAAGCAGACGGGCUUUGGAGGGAAGAGUUAUUCCGCACGUACCAUGAAGCACAGAGGCCGCGCAACAGCGAAGACUGGAUCAUGGGCGGCCUAA
Molecule: messenger RNA, 2418 nt
Organism: Leptomonas pyrrhocoris
Lineage: Eukaryota; Euglenozoa; Kinetoplastea; Trypanosomatida; Trypanosomatidae
Exons: 1
Coding region: 76-2418 (780 amino acids)
Molecular function (GO): GTP binding
Source: RefSeq, a predicted model, not a curated record